Molecule: messenger RNA, 741 nt
Organism: Diachasma alloeum
Lineage: Eukaryota; Metazoa; Arthropoda; Insecta; Hymenoptera; Braconidae
Product: ADP-ribosylation factor-like protein 2-binding protein
Exons: 5
Coding region: 147-605 (152 amino acids)
Biological process (GO): positive regulation of tyrosine phosphorylation of STAT protein; maintenance of protein location in nucleus
Cellular component (GO): mitochondrial intermembrane space
Source: RefSeq, a predicted model, not a curated record
UAUUGUAUAUCAACUCAAUAUCAACAAACAUAACGGAAGGGGUAGAAGACCCGGAGUUUGUUCAGCGCUUUUGUUGAAUAAAGAUAAUUCUCGCCCCAUUCUGUAUUCUUAGAUUGUUCAGGAAUUCGGUGUAUUCAUAGAGGGGAAUGGCUACAAAAGAGGGCGAGAAUGAGGAGAAAGGAGAGACUUUUGAUGUAAUUAUCGGGCAUAUUGAGGAUAUUCUCAUGGAACCUAAAUUCCAAGAAACGCAACAAUACUUUUUGGAGAAGUAUUGGAGAGAGUUUGACUCGGUGGAGGAGAAUAAGCUGAUUUAUAUGGACAUCUUUGAUGAGUAUCAUAAGGCCAUUGAAUCGUAUAUUGAAGAGAGUCUGAAGAGAACAAUUCCUGGGUUUUCUAUGGAAUCCCUCGUGAAGCAACUCAGUGAUCGCAGUCCUGAGUUAGAUGGUGAAGUUUUUGAAGUUCUGGAAACAUUCACUGAUUUUUUAGCAUUCAAGGAGAUGAUUUUGGACUACAGGGCGAUGAAAGAGGGUAAAGUCCAGGACCUCAGCAGUGGCAUAUCCAUCACCCCAAUGAGAUUCUCAGACUCAGACGACAACGAAGGGUGAAGAACCUCCACAACCGUCCCAACACCAAAGAUCUCCGUCCAGAAAUCAUCACAUAUCAAUCACCCCUUGACUAUAACUAGUCCUAGACUACUAUGAUUCGUACAAGAAGAACUCAAUAAAACCACAUAAUUAUCAA